AUGUCAUCUCAAGUUAGCCUAAAAGAGGAAGAUUUAUCCAGGAAGGCACUGGAAUCGUUGAUUGAAGUGUGUAAGCAAGAUCCAAAGUUAGCAGAAGACAAAGAUGUACAGAUUGUCAUAAAUACUACUAGAAAGAUGGGUGUUCCAAAGGAUUACAUCCCUAGGAUUAUUCCAUUGCAAUAUUGUAAGCUCAACAAACCAAGAGACUUGAGAACUCUCCUGAUUACAAAGGAUCCCUCUACCAUAUAUCGAGACGCCAUCACCAAGGAUGAACCAGUUAAUGACUUGAUCAAAGAAAUUAUCACAGUGAAAAACUUGAAACGUCGUUUCAGAGGGUCGAAACUUAAUGAGUUGUAUUCGGAAUUCGAUAUAGUCGUCGCUGAUUAUAGAGUUCACCAUCUAUUACCAAAAGUGUUAGGAACAAGAUUUUUUCAUGGGAGUAAGAAAUUACCAUUCAUGAUUAGAAUGUCUAAGAAUUUAAAAGUCAAACGUCAACAGAUGGUUGAAACAUGCGACACUUCAUAUAUACGAGCUCAAUUGAAAAGUAUCUAUAAAAAUGCACACUACAUUCCAAAUGAGGACAAUUGUUUGAAUAUUAAAAUUGGACAGAUUGGUAAACAAAAUGUUGAUGAAAUGAUAUAUAAUGUAUUGGAUAUUGUGACAUUCUUAACCGAUAGCAGUAAGAAACCUCAAGGAGGUGUUAUCAAAGGUGGAAUUGAAUCUAUAUAUGUCAAAACUAGUAAUAGUUCAAGUUUACCGCUAUAUAGUAAGAGUGAGCAACCUGUUGCAGAUGAUGACGAUGACAGUGAAUUGGAAUUAUAG
Molecule: messenger RNA, 822 nt
Organism: Maudiozyma barnettii
Lineage: Eukaryota; Fungi; Ascomycota; Saccharomycetes; Saccharomycetales; Saccharomycetaceae
Gene: UTP30
Product: Utp30p
Exons: 1
Coding region: 1-822 (273 amino acids)
Source: RefSeq, a predicted model, not a curated record